Molecule: messenger RNA, 1800 nt
Organism: Cuscuta europaea
Lineage: Eukaryota; Viridiplantae; Streptophyta; Magnoliopsida; Solanales; Convolvulaceae
Source: the annotation of a GenBank genome assembly
CAGGCCCAAUGUAUUACAAAGGAUUGUACCAUCUGUUCUACCAGUACAACCCAAACGGGUCUGUAUGGGGCAACAUAGUUUGGGCCCAUUCAGUUUCUAAAGAUAUGAUCAACUGGAAACAUCUAAAGCCCGCAAUCUACCCGUCAAAGCCGUUUGACCAGUUCGGGACAUGGUCCGGAUCUGCCACCAUCCGACCCGGAAACAAGCCCGCGAUAUUAUACACCGGAAUCAUCGAUAACAAACAAUCUCAAGUCCAAAACCUGGCCUACCCGGCCGACUAUAACGACCCGUUUCUCCAGGACUGGAUCAAACCGGACCACAUCAACCCAAUCGCAGUACCCGAUCCCACAAUCAACAAAACCACUUUCCGUGACCCGACGACGGCCUGGUUGGGGAGGGAUGGACGGUGGAGAAUGGUGGUGGGUAGCAAGAGAGGGAAUAGGAGAGGAAUGGCAUAUUUGUACAGGAGCAGAGACUUCGAGUAUUGGGUCAAGGCGAAACACCCGUUGCAUUCAGCUCCGGACACGGGGAUGUGGGAGUGCCCGGAUUUCUUCCCGGUUCGGGCUCAGGGGAAAGCGGGUGUGGACACAGUCUUAAUGGCCGGCAGGGAGGACGUGAAGCAUGUUCUUAAGGUGAGUUUAGAUGAGACUAGGUACGAGUAUUACACCUUGGGGAAGUAUCACGAAGAGAAGGAUAAGUACAUUCCUGAUAACUCUUCCGUUGAUGGCUGGAAUGGGUUAAGGUUUGAUUAUGGAAACUUCUAUGCAUCCAAGACUUUCUUUGACCCGAGCAAGAACAGAAGGAUUCUCUGGGGUUGGUCUAAUGAAUCUGUUGCCUCCCCGGAUCAGCUUGCGAGCAAGGGUUGGUCUGGAAUUCAGGCAAUCCCACGAACAAUCUGGCUGGAUCCUAUGGGGAAACAACUUGUACAAUGGCCCAUUGAAGAAGUGGAAGCCAAUAGGGAGAACAAAGUUGAAUUGAAAAACCAAACGCUGAAAAUGGGAGAAAAGAUUGAAGUUAAGGGAAUCACACCUGCACAGGCUGAUGUUGAGGUGAUUUUCUCAUUCCAAAGCUUGGACAAAGCAGAGUCGUUUGAUCCCAGCUGGGAUAUCUAUGAUGCUCAGAAGCUAUGCAGCAUAAGGGGCUCAACCGUCCAAGGUGGUCUUGGUCCAUUUGGCCUUGCAAUUUUAGCUUCCAAAAACUUGGAAGAGUUCACUCCUGUUUCCUUCCGAGUUUUUCGGAACCAAGACAAGUACAAAGUCCUCAUGUGCUCUGAUGCAACCCUGUCAAUCUUGAAUACCUCAAGAAUCUACACACCCUCAUUUGCUGGGUUCGUGGAUAUAGAUUUAACAGUGGAUAAAAAAAUCUCACUUAGGAGUUUGAUUGAUCAUUCAGUAGUGGAAAGCUUUGGCGCGGGUGGAAAAACAUGCAUCACUUAAAGAGUUUAUCCUAUGCUGGCGAUCAAUGACAAUGCUCACUUGUUUGCAUUCAACAAUGGCACCGAGCCAAUUACUAUACAAACUCUGACUGCGUGGAGUAUGGGCCGUCCUAAAAUAUACUAAGUUUUGCACAUACAUAUAUAUCUUGUGUAAACUCGAAGUUGAGAGUAUGCAUUUAGGCUCCAUUCUCAUUUUUUUUAGUUUAUCCCUGAUCUUCUUAUUAGUUACACUUUUCCUUUUAGGAUGUCUCACUAGUGUCACUAUCCUUUAAAAACCCUUUAGAGUUUUUGUUGUCAUUUUAGACUUCUUGAUUCAUUUACUAUUUACUAAGUAUAAUGGCAUUCGUUGAAAUUCUGACUCAUAA